Molecule: messenger RNA, 2217 nt
Organism: Penicillium argentinense
Lineage: Eukaryota; Fungi; Ascomycota; Eurotiomycetes; Eurotiales; Aspergillaceae
Product: iron-containing redox enzyme family protein
Exons: 1
Coding region: 1-2217 (738 amino acids)
Source: RefSeq, a predicted model, not a curated record
AUGGGCUUCAAUGAAGUCAUUCUCAAUCUCCCCCAACCGCCUUCGAUCUGGUUUGUUCUCAUUGCCACGACCGUUUCUGCCUUAUUAUACCCUUUCAUCCUAAGUCGGAAAUCUCGGAUCGAUGGAUCAGACGAAAAACUGAGCAAUCGGUUGCCGGAAAAUCCCAAACGUUUUCGACCAGCCACCAAACCAACUGCCCCGGAACUAUCAUUCAGAGAGUUGGAAUUCUACAAAGACCUCUUUUUCAAGCUGCAAAAUCUCGAGAGCUACCCGGAUGUCCUCCCAAUUGCCCGGCAAUCGAUACUAUGGCUGCUGUCCGAAGCAUUGAAAGAUUAUACGAAAAGCCCUCAAACCAAUAUCUUAUCACUGGAAACCUUCGAUGAAGAAAAGCUCUGUCGCUUCCUCGGAGACCAUCACAGCAGGGUCACAGCUCAAUACAAGGAAUACAUUGAGCUAAGAGAUUCGGGUGGUCCUAGGCAGCUGGUUCGCGACCGACAUGAUGCAGAGCGCUGGCUGCGAAAGAUUGCACCGCUGAAGCUCGUCGACGGCGCCUGGCUGGGUCAUCUGAAUAAGAUCAGCAUACCAUUCGCCUUGCGUCCUAUCAUGAAAAAGACUUGGCAGAUUUUCACCGAGGAGCUGGGAGAUGGAAAUCAUCAGCAACAUCAUGUUUACAUCUACGAAGAGCUCUUACGGCAGGUCGAGCCAGAUCUGCCCAAGCCAACGACGAAAGAAAUUCUCCACCCUCGAUACGGAUUCAACAGUAUCAAAUACUGGCGGGGUGCUGUGGCUCAGUUGAUGAUCUCUCUGUUUCCGGAAGAGUUCUUCCCCGAGAUAUUGGGAUUCAACAUGCACUUCGAAAUGCUGCAAUUGGAUACCAUGCAGGCGGCAAAGGAGCUUCCGGAGGUUGGCUUCGAUCCGUAUUACUUCCUGCUUCAUGUUUCCAUCGACAACUCCCACUCCGGUCAUGCUGCAAUGUCAAUGGAGUGCCCCGUGAGCUACGUGCAGCAAAUCGAACAAACCAAAGGCAAGGAGGCUGCUCGUAUUGCAUGGCGGAGAGUUCAGGCUGGGUAUAUCUUGAGCGAGUGGCUGGCUUCAACGAAGGACGAGGCGACAGGAAUCCCUUUACAGAUCAAUCGCACUCCCUGUAGCCAGCUUGAGAGCCGAGUGACUGCUAUCUUCCGCGCCAAAGCCCAAGCUGCACAGGGAUUGCAUUGCGGAUGCAAAGUGAAGAUCGGCAAUCGCCAUAUCGACGAAUGGCUGAGCCCGGGUGAAUUUGGGAGAGAGAAAUGGCAAAAGGACUUUGUUGAUUCUCUGAGUCGGUCUAAGCCGUGGGUCUAUCCUGGUGAUAGUAACAAAAGCAGAUUGGUACGCGAGUUGCGUUGGGGUGGAAAAAUGUUCGGCUCCUUCACGAGAGACGAGCUUUUGGACUUGGAGCACUGGAUUGACUCUCUUCGACCACAUCGCAUCCCAUUCUAUUACGAUUUUGUCGGCCUGGCUGAAUCCGCCCCUUGUCAAGGCUGCGAAGGCUCGGAUGUUGCAAAGGCAGUAUUUGGUACAUCCGGGGUCUCAGAUGAUGCUGACGAUACCUUGACUUCACACUCUAAACAACAACUGAGAAAAUUGGAAUUUACUGCCUCCGACCUUGACCUGACCCGCCUUUUGCCUCUUUGGAUCACGCAAUGCUGUCUCCUAGAAUCCUACGUUUACGCCCCAGCUCGAACAAGCGACAAGAUUGGAUGCGCAGUGGUGCGCCUGUUACGAGCUCAGCUGGGAUUCGAAACAGAGGGCAUUAUGGUCACAGGCAUAGACGAGCCACAUCAUGAUGGAGAUAGUGGUAUCGUCGGAAUUGGCCUUGAGAUGAUCAGGCGAGCUUUUCUUCCCGUCCCCCCAGACUUGAAGUCAGUCCUAGCUCGCUGGCCAUCCAGCUUUGCGGAAAAGAUGCUCCGUCUGUCAUCAAAACCGCUGCAAAAUUUCGGUACGUUACUUGGAAUCUCCAUGGCAUUGCUGGAGCUGCAGGAAGUUGUAUCAAAAUCUGCGGACUCGGGCAUCAUCUCGUCUCAGAGUGGCGUCUGUCUGCAGGAAUUGGUGCGAAGACAAUACCACCAGUUGGAAGAGUGCCGGCAAUGUAUAUCCACGGACGAGAAGCUGCUCGCAAAUUAUUCGCAGGGCUACGCUAUGGCGCUGUUGGAGAUUGAAAAGUGUGUGAAGUCGGCAUGA